Molecule: messenger RNA, 1278 nt
Organism: Heterobasidion irregulare TC 32-1
Lineage: Eukaryota; Fungi; Basidiomycota; Agaricomycetes; Russulales; Bondarzewiaceae
Exons: 10
Coding region: 1-1278 (425 amino acids)
Molecular function (GO): FAD binding
Source: RefSeq, a predicted model, not a curated record
AUGAGCUCGUCUGUUGCGGCUCCAACUCUCCCCGCGAAUUCUCCCGAAAUUGAAGCUCCGGCGCGGACUCAGACUCCCGGGAGCGUCCCUCGGCAGCAGCAACACGUCCUCGUCGUCGGCAGCGGUCUGGUCGGCCUGACCAUCGCGCAGGGCCUCAAGAGGCGCGGUAUCCCGUGCACCGUCUUCGAGCGCGACGCGGGCCAGCACGGGCGCCUGCAGGGCUGGUCGAUCACGAUCCACUGGGGCCUGAGCGCGCUCGAGCAGGUGCUCCCGAGAGAGCUGUUCGACGAGCUGAUCAGCGUGGCGGCAGCGACUGACGCUUGGGCGGACGCCGCGCCAGCCCAUCUCGAUCGGAGCACGGGGAACUUCCUCGUCAUUGAUGGCCGCGAUCUCACCGUCGAGCACCGUCUCCCGCCGUCCAAGCGCCGCAUCCGCGCCGAUCGCGCCAAGGUCCGCAACGUCCUCCUCGCCGGUCUCGAUAUCCAGUACGACAAGCGGCUCUCGCAUUUCGAACGUGUUCCCGCCGGUGGCGUUCGCGCCUUCUUUGAGGACGGGACGAGCGAGGAGGGCACCGUCCUCGUCGGUGCGGAUGGCAACAACAGCACGGUGCGACGUGGGCUGGUCGCCGGGGAGAAGGCCAGGUCGAAGCCGAUCCCGGUAGUUGCGUACGGUGUCGUGCAGCGGUACACUGCCGAACAGAUCGCGCCGUUGCGUGCUCUCGACGCACAUCUCUUCAACUGCAUCAAUCCGGACACGGUCCGCUCAACUUUCUUUCUUCCGGACCAUCACUCUCACACUCGUUUUCGUCGCCUACCGCAAGUCUCUGCUCUUUCAAAAGAUGUGACCCAUGUUGCCCCGCAGCGUAUUGCCGACAUGAAAGCUCGCGCCGAGGGAUUCGCCGAGCCUCUCUAUUCGCUUAUCAACAACAUUGACGAUACCGUAGAAUGCACUCGCGUUUCCCCGGCUGACUGGAUGCCGAUCCCGUGGGAUAACUUGUCCGGGCGCGUCACCCUCGCUGGCGACGCGACGGGCCCGAUGACGAUGUAUCGCGGCGACGGUGUCAACCACGGCAUAGUGGACGCCGCGAGCUUUGUGAGCCAGCUGAAGCGCUUCGUGGAUGGGAAGGUCGGGUUGCAAGCCGCCAUCGGCGAGUACGAGGACGAGGUGAGGGCGCGUCGGGAGGUGGCGAUACCGCUGUCUAGGCGAGCGGCGCUGGACGCUCAUGGGAUGCCAUCGCGUAUGUGCCGCGCACGAUCCUCGGACGAGCUUUCUGGCUGA